AUGUUUUGGGUAGCGGCCGUGCGAACCGGAGAGGUCGACGAUGACGGAGAGUCUAAUUGGACAAUUAUAGUAACAAACGAGGAGCGCUGUCACAACCAUAUCACAAACGAAACAAUCUACACCGCUCUGAAGCAGUGCAAUGACUUGGUCAAAUUGAUUGCGUCCGACUCACGCUCCCCCACCAACUCCAAAAACGUCAAGUCCUACUGCGGCAUCGCCGGUGACUUAGAGAAAGUACUCGAAGAUGUCAAUGCCUCAACAUCAGCACAGGUUGUAUCCGUCAUUACGGACAAUGCCAAAAAGAUAAGGAGCGCUACAAGUCGGGUGUAUAUUUGCAGACCAAAUAUUGGCGAUGGUGGUUGCUCAGCAUACGUUCUUAAUCUGCUGAUGCAGGAUAUCUUCAAGGUUCCUGCUUUUCGGAAGAUCCGUCGGAGAGCUGUAACCGUGGCACGAUUCGUGAAAAAUCAUCUUGAGUGA
This is a messenger RNA of Phytophthora nicotianae INRA-310, 477 nucleotides long. RefSeq lists its product as hypothetical. Lineage: Eukaryota; Oomycota; Peronosporomycetes; Peronosporales; Peronosporaceae. The record is from RefSeq and is a predicted model, not a curated record. The coding region runs from base 1 to 477 and encodes 158 amino acids. The transcript is spliced from 4 exons.